This is a messenger RNA of Grosmannia clavigera kw1407, 711 nucleotides long. Its product is annotated as vanz-like protein. The transcript has a single exon. The record is from RefSeq and is a predicted model, not a curated record. The coding region runs from base 1 to 711 and encodes 236 amino acids. Lineage: Eukaryota; Fungi; Ascomycota; Sordariomycetes; Ophiostomatales; Ophiostomataceae.
AUGAUGAGAAUACGCUGGCCGUUUGUCGGGGCCUUCUGCGUGCUGCUGGUGGUGGCCGGCUAUGCCGGACUGUCGUCGCUGCAGCUGGGCCACCUUAUCAAUGACAAGCUGCUGCACCUGGUCACGUUCUUCGUCCUGUCGGUGGUCUUCUACUGGAUCGUCGACACGAACCGGCGACGGGCGCUCAACCUGGCGGUGGGCGUGUGCGUAUUUGGGCUGGGCAUCGGCUCGGAGGUGCUGCAGGCAGUCAUCCCCAACAACGGACGCGAGUUUGACGUCAUGGACAUUGCGGCCAACAUGCUGGGCAGCUUCGUGGGUGUGACGCUCUGCACGAUCUACCACAAGCGCAUGCUCGAGCGCAAGCGACUGCGCAGGUAUACAGCAGUGCCGGGCGAAGACGACGGCGAGCUGGUCGACGGUGCCGGCGACGUGGACGUCGAGCUGGGCGAAGGUGUCGGGCUACAUGACGGCGACGGCGGCGUGCCUGCUGCUGCUGCUGCUCUGCCUGCUGCUGCUGCUUCUGCUGUUUCUGCCGCGGCCACGCCGAGCACAGCGCUUCCCGCAGCGACAGCACCACGCGCCGUCUCGCUCGAGGAGGAGCUGGACAACUGGGACGAGAAUGCGGAGGACGACGCUUGGGGUGAGGCGGACGGGGACAUUGGCGGAGCAGCCUCGCCGCCGCCGAGCAAGACGAAGAAGCACGCAGAUUAG